Molecule: messenger RNA, 1539 nt
Organism: Podospora pseudocomata
Lineage: Eukaryota; Fungi; Ascomycota; Sordariomycetes; Sordariales; Podosporaceae
Exons: 2
Coding region: 1-1539 (512 amino acids)
Source: RefSeq, a predicted model, not a curated record
AUGCCCAGCGCUCAUUUUAUAUACUCCGCAACAAUCGCAUCAGGUUGCGAGGGAGUGAGGAUGCCAGAAGUGGUCCAGCCGAUGGUGGCUGGACUUCAUCAGGCACACCCGCCAUCUGCGUCCAUUUCAACCCCAACUCAAACAACCCCAACCCAAACGGCUACAACCUCAUUCGACAGAAUAUCAACCGUAUCGGAACACAGUACUGCCUCAUCCUGUCUAUUACCCUCAGCACUCUUCCGUUAUGUCAAACAGUCGAAAUAUGUCUGUAACGUGUUUCGCUAUUUUCAAUUUUCGACCUGUGUCCGACAGCGGGAUAGAAGGCGCUGCGCUAAAAGUGGCAACAUGGUCUUUGCACUUGGAGGAUUCCUCAUCGCUUGCAUAGCGCUUUGGUCAACAAUCCGCGCCAUGGAAGAUGGUAGAAAAGCUGUCAGCCUCGCGGAGUGGACGGCCAGGAAGGACUUUUUUGAGUAUUGCCAUUCUACUGGAUACAAGGAGGAUAGUUGUGAUAAGAUUAAAACAACAUCUUUAGGGCCACCACCGUUGAGCGGAAUGAGAUUGAAAGCACGAAUGCUUCAACAGACCGUGACUAAGAGAUUCGAUACUUUUCCCGGCUCCUUGGUCAUCCUUGCUGGAUUUCCUCUCAUGAUGAGUGUCUGGGUUUCCUCUAGGAAAGCCCUGGGAAAGCCUUUCAGAAACCGACCGUGUUCGAAUCCCGUUAUCUUACAAUAUGAACUGGGUUUGCUCGCUACCACGGAUCGGGCUCAGUUUAUCCAAACAAAUAGAAAGGUGUUAGUUCCCAGGAGCCGAAAGCCCCUUGCCCUUACGACUGGAAAACAAGUCACCCCCGCACUGACUGUCAGCCCUCUCGAUGGGAUAAGCGGCAGCUUCAACUUCAGCCUGCCUGCUGGAGUAGCAGUGGGUAAAAGCUUCGACUUUGAGCACCCUCCAGACCCGCUCCAGAAUAAUCUUGGAGCAUCAUCAGCACUCCAAAAAGGCAUCCACAACCCAACGCAUCGACGAAAAACCCGGAAUCAGAGCAGUCUUGCUACUGUACCAGUGGCCUUGACUCCAAAGUCCCAACUUCUACUGUCACUUGCACCGUGCCAGAUUUGCAGUUCGAAACUGGACCCAAUUGUCAGCGAUGAGCUUCUGACAUAUUAUCCUGAACAUAAGAAGUCACAUUUUGCGGCUUGGUGCUGGCCUUGCAGUGCCAAAGUUGUGAGAAGUCAACUUGCCUUGGACUCCUAUUUGACGUGCGGCCAUAUGACUUGCGGAAAGCCUCCGCCGAAGGGGCUGCAUGAAGAUAUUGGAAGUUUUCUAAUGGAAAGCGAGCAGGAGUCGGAGACUUUGGAUCGUGGAGGCGGCAAGUGUGAAUCAGCUGGCGCUUCCAUUGUUAAACGCAACUGGAACUUGUACGGGCACACUUCAUAUGACGCACAGCUGAUUCGCACGGGUACUUACAUGGGGCGAAAGGGCAAGGGAGCGUCCUGGUUCAACGUGGGUGGUGGGGUUAUUUGUCGGUGGGACUAUUAUUAG